AAAUAAGCGGUUAUUAGCGGUAUAUAAACACCUGGACACCAGCUAAGGAGUCAGUGCUCCGUCAGCAUCGAGGAGGAGAGUGUCGUCGAUCUGUCUCAGCAUUAUAAAGAUGGCACCCAAGUCUGCCAGUGUGGGCGUCUAUGGCACCCCUGCCUUCCUGGCCAGGGUGAUGGCACUCCCUGCCUUCAACGACGCUCUCGUCCUUGCCACACAGGUCUAUGACACCACCAAGAGGAACGAGGUGAUGGGGGCGGCGUUACGGGCGGCGGAGGCCAGCAUGGCGGUGGCGGCGACGGGCGCCCUGCCCCUGGCGGCGCCACUCCUGGAGAGGGUGGGCGGGUGGCAGCGGGUGGACGAGUGGGCGUGCCGAGGCCUAGACAGGGUGGAGGAGGCCGCCCCUAUCAUUAAGAAGCCGACCAAGGAGAUCGUCAACACGACCCGGCAGCGGGUGCUUGGUGCCGUGGCUGGGGACCAAGUUAUCGUACCGGACACCCUCGCUGAAGCCAUCAUUGCCAGAGCCAACAGAGUGGUGGAGGCGGUGACGGAGAGUGUGGGCGUGCGGGCGGCUACGGAAGCGGUGGAGAGGGCGUUGGACACCACCCACGGCCUCCUGGACACCUACCUUCCUCCUGCCCAGGGCGGCGACCACCUGUACCCAGACGAGGCCGGUGUGGGCGUGACAGGACGGUCACUACUACUGGUGCGCAAGACCGGACACCGGAUGUACCGAGCUACAGUGAGGACCGUGCGACCUGACCUGACCUCUGACCCCGACGCCCUCAUCACGCCACAGAUGCUGGUGGAAUUUGGACAGGCCAAGUUGGUUGGCUUAUACAAGGAGCUAAGGCGCGAGGCUAGGCCAGGGGAAGAGGUGGGCGUGGCCAUGACCCUCGCCCGAAGGUCAAUCAGGGUCACCAUCGACGUCUUCACUCAGGUCAACGCCCUGUUGAGAGACCUCUCCUUCCGGAAGGUGACGGAGACUGUCGCUGCAAACUUCCCUCCAGAUACGAAGAUCCUUGUUGCAAGAUUGAGGAAUUUGUACACAGAUCUUCUCACCCGUCUGUCACCCGUCAUUCAGACAGCCGUGGACAGUUUGAGAAGUGCAUAUUCGGAUCUUCUCACCCGUCUUACCCCCGUCAUCCAGACAGUCGUAGACAGUUUGAGAAGUGCAUAUUCGGAUCUUCUCACCCGUCUGUCACCUGUCAUCCAGACAUCCAUAGACAGUUUGAGAAGUGCAUAUACGGAUCUUCUCACCCGUCUGUCACCCGUCAUUCAGACAUCCAUAGACAGUUUGAGAAGUGCAUAUACGGAUCUUCUCACCCGUCUGUCACCCGUCAUUCAGACAUCCAUAGACAGUUUGAGAAGUGCAUAUACGGACCUCCUGGCCCGUCUAACACCCUGGACUCAGGCAUCAGUGGAAUGGCUCCAAACUGUCUCUAAUGACUCCAUGGACCGUCUCUCCCCCGUCGUACAGGGAGCAGUUGAGAGACUGACGAUUGUAUACUUGGAUGCUCUUGGUCGUCUACCACCUGAAGCUCGGGCACCCAUCCAGAGACUGGUCAGCGCCUCGUCCGAUGCCUUAACCAGCAUCCCACCAGCCAUCCAAGCAUCAUUCAUCAGAGCGAGAAGCAUCUACGCUGCCCUCAUCUCUCGCUUCACGACCUUAGCCCAGGAAGCACUCAAGAUUCUGAGAGAAAUCGCAACGGAGCCGGCCAGCCGCCUGCCGCAGCUGCUGCAGAAUAUCCGAGCCGCAGCCGCAGGUGGCUUCGUCAGGGUAAUAGAGACGAGUGUAGACACCUUCAGGAGAUCCUUGAGCGCCGAGAGAGCCGCGGAGGCCGGGGCGGUUAUCCUCGACUACGUCAAUUACGUGGCGGAGGAAGCGAGGCUGUGGACCAAGGUGGUUAUCGUGCUUCUGCAGGUGACUCCGAGCAUCGCCCUCAGGAUAUCACAGACUACAAGGAUAUUUGCUGCUGAGUGGCUAAGGAGCACCGUGACGUCACUAGAGCAGGGCGGGCGACCCGGACCGACUCUCUACAAGAAAGGCUUCGUGGCUGUGAAGGUGUCGAUGAUGGCGCCUGGAGACGCCGCCCGGCGCUUGGGAGACCAGGAUUACAUCAGAGGCAAAGUAGAAUAGAGGGGAUUACGGGCUCGCCAUAGCCCGUGCUACAUGGACACUUCGUUCUGAGUAGCUAAAUCUGAAACAACAACAAAGAGGGAAAAUAGAAUAAAGGAAGAAUGAGGAAAAGAACAGCAGAGAGGAAAAACCGUAUAUAAUUUUAGGUGACAAGAGUGUUGUAGUUUUUAUGUUUAUUUAAUAAACAUAAAAACAUAUAACAUAAAAACAUAUACACAUCCGACUGCUGCCUUGAUGGCAGCAGUCGGAUGUUAGAUAUAUAAUGCCGUGAUGUCUGAGGCGCGCCUCGAGGGACAACUAGAAUUAAUUGUAUUCAAAUUCAAAUGUUUAUUCAGGUAAGGUACAUACAUAGAAGAGGUGAUACAAAAAUUGAUAGAUUUAUAGAUAGAGCCAGUACAUAUGUGCACUAAUUACGAUUGUUCAUCACAGAACGUCUUGGAAUGUGGAAUUCUUAGGGAGAAGUUAUGAGGAUAUUAAAGGAAUAUAUAAUUGCUUGCAUUACGGGCUAUUCAUGCCCGUGCCACCUUUUGGGUGGCUUAAUCUUCAUCAAUCAAUGAAUUGCUUGCAGUAGGACCGCUGAGAACUUGAGGGAUAUAUAUAUAUAUAUAUAUAUAUAUAUAUAUAUAUAUAUAUAUAUAUAUAUAUAUAUUACUCUUAAUAUAGUUGCUAGAAAUCAAACUAAGACCAAUAGGAUGAGUGGCCCCAAGUCUCUCCGUAGCCUCGAUAUUACCUGCUGCUUCCUGCAUUUCUCUUGUAACAAUACAUAACAUAACGUCAUUUCAUAUAAACACAUUAAUACAUCAUUGUUACCCCCCCUAGUUUAACGAACUACUUUCUCUAUUGUUUGGCUAACUACCUUCCACACACCAGGUUAACAUAACCACUAAUGACUCUACACAAGUGUGCCUAAUAAAGAGUGUGCAUUU
This is a messenger RNA of Procambarus clarkii (red swamp crayfish), 3060 nucleotides long. NCBI's taxonomy places the organism in Eukaryota, Metazoa, Arthropoda, Malacostraca, Decapoda, Cambaridae. The record is from RefSeq and is a predicted model, not a curated record.